CACGUCUUUAAAACAACUGGUUUUGUGGAGUACUCGUCCAGUAAUUGGUACAAUCUCUGAGUUGCUGUAUUGUUUGUGAUUUGUAAGUCUCAAGACCUCUAUCCGGGCAUUGACUCAGUGCUGGGAUAGUCAUGGCACUGUUCGUAUCAUUACUUCCUCAUAGCAGUGGACUAUUAUUCAGCCCUAUUUUGACAGCACUUGUGGUUCUUCUGAUUGUUUACUUGGCAGUGAAUUACUAUAAGAGAGCAAGGCUACUGAAGUUAAUUGGCCUGAUCCCCGGCCCUCCAGGACUUCCAUUAGUUGGCAAUGCCAUUGAGGUGAAUGUGGAUCACGAUGAGAUCUUUGAGCGCUUAUCUGGAAUAAGACAAUUAUGGGGUUCCCGUUUGGGAUUUUGCAAAGGAUGGCUUGGUACAAAGCCAUACGUGUUCAUUUCCAAAGCAGAAUGUGUUGAGCCAAUAAUGGGGAGCAUCAAACACAUUGAAAAAAGUCAAGAAUACUAUUAUUUACAUCCCUGGCUUGGCACUGGACUUUUAACAAGUACAGGUUUGAAAUGGCACAAACGCAGGAAGAUUCUGACACCAGCCUUCCAUUUCCGCAUCCUUGAUGAUUUUAUAGAAGUAUUCAGAGAGCAGAGUGACAUUCUUGUGGAAAAACUGGAAAAAGAAGUGGACAAAAAUGCUUUCAAUGUGUUUCCAUACAUUACAUCAUGCACUCUUGAUGUAGUCUGUGAAACGGCAAUGGGAUAUCAAUCAAACUCUCAAAACGACAAGGACUCUGAUUACGUGAAGGCAGUUUAUGAGAUUGGCUCGAUUGUUCAAAACAGACAAGCAAAGAUAUGGCUGCAACCAGAUUUUAUUUUCAAGAUGUCAUCUUACUAUACAAGACAUCAAGAAUGUAUCAAAAUUCUACACGGAUUAUCGAAUAAGAUUAUAGCAGAAAGGAAAGAAGAGGUACGCCAAGAGAAGGAAAAUGGUCACAAGGAUAAUGCGAAGGAUGAAUUUUCUAUUCUAGGUAGCAAGAAGAGGUUGGCAUUCCUUGAUCUGUUAAUUGAGGCCUCCAAGGAAGGAACGGUGUUGUCGGAUGAAGACAUUCGUGAAGAAGUGGAUACUUUCAUGUUUGAGGGUCAUGAUACAACAUCAGCAGGUCUUUGUUGGCUGUUACUACUUCUGGGAAGCAAUCAAGAAGUUCAGGAUCGCGUCGUUGCCGAGCUUGAUUCAAUCUUUGAAGGAUCUGAUAGACCUUUCACGAUGAAAGAUUUGAAUGAUAUGAAGUAUCUCGAAUGCUGUAUAAAAGAAGCACUUAGACUUUAUCCUAGUGUUCCAAUGCUGGCCAGAAAAUUGGAAGAGGAUGUCACGCUUGGAGACUUUUUGGUGCCUUCAGGAACAACAGCAAUGAUAAUUAUCUACGCACUACACAGGGAUCCAAAUGUUUUUAAAAAUCCUGAAGUCUACAAUCCUGAUAAUUUUCUACCUGAAAAUAUCCAGGGUCGACAUCCUUAUUCUUAUAUUCCAUUUAGUGCUGGACCACGGAACUGUAUAGGUCAGAAGUUCGCCCUACUAGAAGAGAAAUCAAUCGCUUCAAGUAUCCUCCGGAAAUAUCGUGUAGAGGCGAUAGACAGGAGAGAGGAUCUCACACUCUUGGGAGAACUGAUUCUGAGGCCAAAGGACGGGAUCCGAGUAAAACUGCAAAGGAGAUAAUGCUCUCUAAAGAAAUUAAUCUAGAACGAUCUCUUGUAAUCUAUGUGAAUAGUUUUGUAAAUAAUAAUUGUUUAGUUGAUACAAAUGUAAUCAUAUCAUCUUUUUUGUUUGUUUAAGUUUAUUGAUAUAGAAAGAAAUCGUAUUAUCAAUAGGCAUACUAAAUGUUAAUUUACCGAGUUACAUGAUCUACUGACAUAGAAGAUUCAUUAAGUAUUGUUAUUACUGUUCAAUAUUUCUACGUUUCCAAGUGAAUCAUGAUUUUGAAGACUGGUAAUUGUUCUGGUGUUAAUCGAACUCACUGGUAAAUGAAUCUCCAAUGUCCCUGAGCCUGUGCGAGAUGAGUUGAUUUGAGAUGUGCUCGCCACUUUUAGGGGUUCUUUGCAACGCAUCCUCAAACCUAUCACCGUUGUCACUUCAUCCUCGACUUCAACUAGAACAAAAUUAAACGUAUUGUUUUCUUCAUAA
Nilaparvata lugens (brown planthopper) is the source of this 2162-nucleotide messenger RNA. It is a transcript of the gene Cyp4c3, whose product is annotated as cytochrome P450 4c3. The transcript has 13 exons. Bases 132 to 1697 code for a protein of 521 amino acids. The record is from RefSeq and is a predicted model, not a curated record. Gene Ontology annotation, molecular function: oxidoreductase activity, acting on paired donors, with incorporation or reduction of molecular oxygen; iron ion binding; heme binding. NCBI's taxonomy places the organism in Eukaryota, Metazoa, Arthropoda, Insecta, Hemiptera, Delphacidae.